AGCUGGUCACGGUCCGGGUGCGAGAGGCGGAGCAGCGGCCAUUACUGCGCAGCCUCUUCCGCCGGGGUCCUCUUCUCCGCCUUUGGUGGCAGCCAGAUAGCUGGUCAUUAUUGGAAGGAAGAAAAAGGAAAUGGCGUUUUUUCUUUUAGGAGACAAGUAUUAACUGCACAGAAUGAACCCACAGUGGAAGAGAAAAUACUGCAAACUGUUUGACUGCUGGUGAAGAUGGUCUUUUAUUUUUGUGACAGACAACUGUGGGAUCUGUAAUAGAAAUGAUGGCUGGCUGUGGUGAAAUUGAUCACUCAAUAAACAUGCUUCCUACGAACAGGAAAGCGAAUGAGUCCUGUUCUAAUACUGCACCUUCUCUAACUGUCCCUGAAUGUGCCAUUUGUCUGCAAACAUGUGUUCACCCAGUCAGUCUGCCUUGUAAGCAUGUUUUCUGCUAUCUGUGCGUAAAGGGAGCUUCAUGGCUUGGAAAGCGAUGUGCCCUCUGUCGACAAGAAAUUCCCGAAGAUUUCCUUGACAAGCCAACCUUAUUGUCACCAGAAGAGCUCAAGGCAGCGAGUAGAGGAAAUGGUGAAUAUGCAUGGUAUUAUGAAGGAAGAAAUGGGUGGUGGCAGUAUGAUGAGCGCACUAGUAGAGAGUUGGAAGAUGCUUUUUCCAAAGGUAAAAAGAGCACUGAAAUGUUAAUUGCCGGGUUUCUGUAUGUUGCUGAUCUUGAAAAUAUGGUUCAAUACAGGAGAAAUGAACAUGGACGUCGCAGGAAGAUUAAGCGGGAUAUAAUAGAUAUACCAAAGAAGGGAGUAGCCGGACUUAGGCUGGACUGUGACGCUAAUACUGUAAACCUAGCGAGAGAGAGCUCUGCAGAUGGAGCGGACAGUCUAUCAGCACAGAGUGGAGCUUCUGUUCAGCCUCUAGUGUCUUCUGUAAGGCCCCUAACAUCAGUAGAUGGUCAGUUAACAAGCCCUGCAACACCAUCCCCUGAUGCAAGCACUUCUCUGGAAGACUCUUUUGCUCAUUUACAACUCAGUGGAGACAGCAUAGCUGAAAGGAGUCAUAGGGGGGAAGGAGAAGAAGAUCAUGAAUCACCAUCUUCAGGCAGGGUACCAGCACCAGAUACCUCCAUUGAAGAAACUGAAUCAGAUGCCAGUAGUGAUAGUGAGGAUGUAUCUGCGCUUGUUGCACAACACUCCUUGACCCAACAGAGACUUUUGGUUCCUAAUGCAAACCAGACAGUAUCUGAUCGAUCAGGAACUGAUCUGUCAGUAGCAGGGGGUGGAACAGUAAGUGCUGGUGUCAGAUCUAGAAGGCCUGAUGGACAGUGCACAGUAACUGAAGUUUAAAUAAACUCUUCAAGGUUAAAAUGGUUAUCUGUAAAUUUAUGCCCACAUAACAUUAUACUCAUCCCUAGUAGUGCAUUUUGUGAGUUGGGGUGGGAAGGGGUAUGGGGAGGACAGACCUGUAAUAAAAAUGUUUAACAUGUCUCUGUUGAGGAAUUUAUUUAAUAUAAGGAACUCGGGCGUUAAUAGUUGAGAGUUGUUUAGUAAUAACCCAGUUUUUUUGAGGUCUGUUUUAUAGGUUUUUAAAAUUUCUUCAGUUCUUUUGGCCAGUGUGUGUUUAUUAUCUGUGCAUUAACAGUCUUCAUCUUAUUCUUGCAUUGUGUCUUAUUUUCCUGCAUGGAUUGACGUAAAACCAUUACUAAAAUUUGGCACCUAUGAGAUGUCUGGUAUCGGUAUGAACAGGAAGCUUAAUUAAUAUGAAAAUAGAUGUGAAUUUGGAAUUUUAAAAUAGAUGAAUAACAACUAUUAAAUAGUAAAGUUACUGAAAUGGAAAUGUAAAGAAAACAGUUAAUAACUUAUGUUUCAGAAUCUUGUAACAUACUUCAUGGCGUUUCCCAUAGGCUUUGCUGUCUAGUCCUUGUAGUUUGAGGCUCCUCUUGAUCUGCAUUUUUCUUUUUGAUUACAGAAUUUAUAAUUUAAUAAAUACUAGAGUUUAUCAAA
This is a messenger RNA of Puma concolor (puma), 2000 nucleotides long. The record is from RefSeq and is a predicted model, not a curated record. NCBI's taxonomy places the organism in Eukaryota, Metazoa, Chordata, Mammalia, Carnivora, Felidae.